AUGAAUGCGAUUCCGAGAUGGGUCGUCUUGUCCGGCUUGACUACCUCCUUCUACCUCUCCCUAAUAUCGCCAGCUUCCGCAGCAAUCAUUCAAAGUCGAGAUCCGGCAGUUUCUGCCAAUGAUUGGGACCCCGUACUUAAUGGGGAUUCGGGAGCAGGAUGUGCUGACCUUGCGGUGAUCUUUGCUCGAGGAACUUUCGAUGAUGGAAAUAUUGGCCCUUGGGUUGGUAGUUUAUUCCACGAUGCGCUAGUCAGCCACUCAUCGGGGAUCAAGAUCGCGAUGCAAGGCGUCAGUGCAAGCGAUUACCCGGCCGAUCUAGCCGGCUAUGUCAAAGAAGGCGGAUCGAAUAGUUGUGCGAAAAGUCUAGGGUCAGCUGUACAGAAAUACAAUUCCCACUGCCCAAACUCUAAGGUUGCCAUCUGGGGAUGGAGUCAAGGCGCGUUGUGUGCCCAUAAAUCGCUAAGCGAGCUUGGAAACGCGGCGGACAGUGUUAUCGCACUGGGAGUCUUCGGCGACCCUGUUGGCAUUUGGCAAGAUACUGUCAACUAUCCCGCGAUACCCUCAAACACCAAACUUCUAUCGUACUGCGAACAGACCACACCCGAUCCUCUAUGCACCAGCGUUACAGAAGACUUUCCAAGCAAUCCUAUCGAGUUCAUCAACAGGCUCGUAGCCAUAUGGAAACAGGUAGACUCGACGCAUAUGAAUGAUAGUCAGAAGGCUGCGCUCACGAGCCUAAUCACGGAGCUUCCGAAACAAGCCAAAAGCCAAAUCUCUCAGCUUGGAAAAGAUAUUGUGUCGGGUCAUCUAAGGCGCUGGAUGCUGACACCAGAACACUUUUGGUACGGCAACGACGGGACGGUCAAGACGGCUGUUGGCGAUCUGAUCAGCGUAUACCAGAGUAAGAAGUAG
Messenger RNA from Annulohypoxylon maeteangense, 912 nucleotides. RefSeq names its product carbohydrate esterase family 5 protein. Gene Ontology annotation, cellular component: extracellular region. The transcript is spliced from 3 exons. The coding region runs from base 1 to 912 and encodes 303 amino acids. The record is from RefSeq and is a predicted model, not a curated record. Gene Ontology annotation, molecular function: cutinase activity. NCBI's taxonomy places the organism in Eukaryota, Fungi, Ascomycota, Sordariomycetes, Xylariales, Hypoxylaceae. Gene Ontology annotation, biological process: carbohydrate catabolic process.